AUGGCAUUUGGAACGACGAGGAAUGCGCCGAGUCCAGAGCCAAAGGGCGCACUGAGCACGAGCCCUUCGCCAUCUCCAUCUCGGGAUAUCGCACACAACGGCCGUAACUACCUCGGUCUCCGUGGUGCGAAGUUGGGGUGGGCAAUCACCUCUGUCGCGACCAUCGGAUUUCUGUUGUUUGGAUAUGAUCAGGGAGUCAUGUCGGGCAUCAUCACAGGCGAAUACUUCAACAAAGAAUUCCCCGCAACGUACGGCUCCGACCAACACGCCUCCACAAUCCAAGGAACCGUGACUUCCGUGUACGAACUCGGCUGUUUCGGUGGAGCGCUGACUGCUCUCUUCCUCGGUGAACGGAUGGGACGCUUGAGGACGAUUUGUCUGGGUGCGGUCAUCAUGAUUUUGGGGACUGUGAUUCAGGUCACCGCAUUCGAUGCACACUUUGGGCUCGGGCAGUUUAUUAUUGGACGUGUUGUUACGGGUGUCGGAAACGGAUUCAACACUGCUACGAUUCCGACGUGGCAGGCUGAGUGUUCGACGGGUGCGAGUCGUGGUAUGUUGGUCUGUAUCGAAGCAGCCAUGAUCGCAGUCGGAACCUUCAUCGCAUACUGGUUCGACUUUGGUCUCUCCUUCGUUCCAUCUCACGUCCAAUGGCGUCUUCCCAUCGCCUUCCAAAUCGUGUUCGCGAUCGGUCUCAUCGCUGGCGUUUGCGUCCUCCCCGAGUCUCCGCGUUGGUUACUCGCGCAUGGACAUGAGGAUGAGGGAACGAGGGUUAUUGCAUUCCUCCGUGGCGAGGCGAUUGACUCCGAACCCGUCCUUCGCGAAAAACGUAAUAUCCUGGCUGGAAUCGCACGUGUGCAAAGCGAGGGCCACUGCAAAAACCGUGAUCUCCUCACUGGUGGCAAAACACAACAUCUCCGUCGUACGUUGCUCGGUGCCUCUUCUCAGGUUUUCCAGCAGUUGGGUGGAUGUAAUGCGGUUAUUUAUUAUUGUCCAGUGUUGUUUGAGAACUCGGUUCAUCUUGAUCGUACCCUUUCUUUGGUCCUCGGUGGUGUUCUUGCGACCGUCUAUGCGCUUUCCACCUUGGCUUCGUUUACGCUUGUGGAGAAGUUGGGUCGCCGUCCAAUGUUCCUCAUCGGCUCCUUCGGCCAAAUGGUGGCUAUGAUCAUCACGUUCGCAUGUCUCAUCCCCGGUUCCGUGUCCGCCUCGAAGGGUGCGGCGUUCGGACUCUAUCUCUAUAUCAUUUUCUUCGGAUCCACAUGGUUGGAGCUCCCGUGGCUCUACCCCGCCGAAAUCAACCCCCUCCGUACCCGCACUAAAGCAAACGCAAUCUCCACCUCCGCAAACUGGAUCUUUAACUUCAUGGUUGUCCAGGUCGUCCCAACCAUGGUCGCCUCAAUCGGAUGGGGAACCUACCUCUUCUUCGCAGUCAUGAAUGCACUCUUCAUCCCCGUCAUCUACUUUUACUAUCCCGAGACAAAGGGGAGGAGUUUGGAGGAGAUUGAUUUGUUGUUUGCGAAGGGGUAUUUGAAUGGUGGGGGGAUGGAGUAUGUUACGGUUAGUAAAACGAUGCCGAGGUUGACGGAGCAUGAGGUUGAGCGGCAGAUCGCGGAGAUUGAGGGGGUGGAGAAGGUCGAGGGCGCUGGUGGUGUUGACAACGGAAGAGAGGAUGUUGAAAAUGCUAGGGGAAGGCAGGGGAGUGAGCCGACGUUGUUGAAUGAGGUUAGGGCUGAUAGGGGGGAGGAUGUGAAUGAUCCGGCGACUACUUUUAACCCUAUUAAGGGUGGAUAA
Molecule: messenger RNA, 1788 nt
Organism: Saitoella complicata NRRL Y-17804
Lineage: Eukaryota; Fungi; Ascomycota; Saitoellomycetes; Saitoellales; Saitoellaceae
Product: putative monosaccharide transporter
Exons: 1
Coding region: 1-1788 (595 amino acids)
Biological process (GO): carbohydrate transport; transmembrane transport
Cellular component (GO): membrane
Molecular function (GO): carbohydrate:proton symporter activity
Source: RefSeq, a predicted model, not a curated record